AUGAUGGCAAAAACAAAAGGAUCAUAUGAAGUAUUUCAUUAUACAGUUACAAAAGAUAAAGUAAAUAAAGGUUUAUGUGAUAUUGCAAGAUAUUUCGUACCAGAAUAUAGAAAUUCAAAGGAUGAAGAUUUAACAAUUCAAAAAUUAAAUGGUGGUAUCACCAAUGUUUUAUAUUUAGUUGAAGAUAAAAAUAUUGAACAAAAAUAUAGAUAUUUACCAGUUGUAAUUAGAUUAUAUGGUUAUAAAUCAGAAGAAAUUAUAGAUAGAAAGAAUGAAUUAAUUAUACAAACAGAAGCGGAUCAAAAUGGAUUAGGUGCUAAAUUUUAUGGACUUUUCGAUAACGGUUGUAUUUAUGGAUUUAUUAAAGGUGAACCAUUGGCAUACGAGGAUAUUAGUAAACCAACAAUGCAAACAUGUAUCGCCAAAGAGAUUGCACAAUGGCACUCAAUUGAGAUGCCUACAAGAAAGAAUCCAUCACUUUGGCCAACAAUAAAGAAAUGGGCAGCUUUGGCACCAGACGUUUAUCCAGUACCAGAAAAGAAUGAGUAUUAUCAAUCUAUCAAUGUAAAGAAAAUGAUUGAAGAGGGUAAAAUGUUGGAGCAAAGAUUGGCUCAAUUGAAUUCACCAAUCGUUUUCUGUCAUAAUGACCUCCUCAGUGGUAAUAUCAUCUAUGAUCCAUCUCAAAAUUGUGCCUCUUUUAUCGAUUUCGAAUAUGCAAACUACAAUUUUAGAGGCUUGGAAUUAGGUAAUCAUUUCAAUGAAUAUGCUGGUUUCGGUCCAGAUUAUUCACUCUAUCCAAAUAAAGAAUCACAAAUUCACUUUUUAACAGAUUAUCAUAGAUCUCUCUUUAAAACUGAACCAACUCAAGAUGAAUUAGAAAAAUUAUAUAUUGAAUCAAAUCAAUUUUCAUUAGCAAGUCAUUUAUAUUGGGGUUUUUGGGCAAUUGUUCAAGCUAUGAAUUCUCAAAUCGAUUUUGAUUAUUUAGAAUAUGGUAAAGCACGUUUUGAUAGAUAUUAUGAAACUAGAGACCAAUUUUUAAAUCUCAAUUAA
Dictyostelium discoideum AX4 is the source of this 1050-nucleotide messenger RNA. It is a transcript of the gene etnkA, whose product is annotated as ethanolamine kinase A. NCBI's taxonomy places the organism in Eukaryota, Evosea, Eumycetozoa, Dictyosteliales, Dictyosteliaceae. The transcript is spliced from 3 exons. Gene Ontology annotation, molecular function: ethanolamine kinase activity. The coding region runs from base 1 to 1050 and encodes 349 amino acids. Gene Ontology annotation, biological process: phosphatidylethanolamine biosynthetic process. Gene Ontology annotation, cellular component: cytoplasm. The record is from RefSeq and is a predicted model, not a curated record.